Plasmodium vivax (malaria parasite P. vivax) is the source of this 1350-nucleotide messenger RNA. RefSeq lists its product as hypothetical. The record is from RefSeq and is a predicted model, not a curated record. The transcript has a single exon. The coding region runs from base 1 to 1350 and encodes 449 amino acids. Lineage: Eukaryota; Apicomplexa; Aconoidasida; Haemosporida; Plasmodiidae.
AUGCGUCCCCCCUUGGGUGUCCUCUUCUGCCUCCUUUUUUUGGCCCUCCACUCAAGUGGGAGCGCGGCCAAACUGGUGAACGACGUGGAAAAUGGCCAAAGUGGGAAAGGAGGCGAGAGUGGCAAUGAUGGCAAUGAUGGCAAUGAUGGCAAUGGUGGCAAUGGUAACAAUGGUGGUGAUAGUGCCGAUGGCGCAGAUGGCGCGGAUGGCGCGGAUGGCGGCGAAAAUGACGAAUCCGCCAGUGCCUCUAAACCCAAUUUAAGAGGCGACGUCUCCGCCAAAGAAGACGCCGUUGAUGCGUCAGAAAACUCGCACGGCAGUGACUCCGCUGAGGAGGCCCCGCAAGCAGAACUUAAAAAGAGUGACCCAAGCGAGGAAGCAGCUGAAGCAGCUGGAGCAGCUGAACCCACACAUGUGGCCCUUCCCCAAGAGGACGCUGACCAAGUAGGAGCGCCUUUGGAAGAUGGAGCAAACGACCAAGCGCAAGAGUGUGCAAAUAGCCUAGACGGGGAAAGUACCACCCCCAGUGGGGCGCAACCAUCCGAUGCGGACGAGGAGGAAGAAACGCAAGAAGAGAAGCUCGUAGUAGAUGGCGAAUAUGCAGGAGCGGACUACACAGGCGAAGCGUACGAAGGAGUACAAUACACAGACGAGAACUACGAAGCAGCUAACUACCCAGGCGAAGCAUUCGAAGGAGCAGACUACGCAGAUGUAAACUACGCAAACGCGAACUAUGCAGAUGCGAACUACGCAGGAGCUGACUACACAGGAGAAGCAUUCGAAGGAGCAGACUACGCAGGAGAAGCAUUCGAAGGAGCAGACUAUGCAAAUUAUGCAAACUACGCAGACGCAUACUACGCAAACUAUGCAGAUCCAAACUUCGCAAACUAUGCAGAUGCAUACUACGCAAACUACGCAAAUGCAAACUGCGCAAACGACGCAGAUUCAAACAGCGAAGAUUCAAACAGCGAAGAUUCCAACAGCGAAGAUUCAAACAACGAAGAUUCAAACGACGCAGAUGCAAACAGCGCAGAUGCAAACAGCGCAGAUGCAAACAGCGCAGAUGCAAAUAACGAAGAUGCAAACGACGCAGAUGCAAACAGCGCAGAUGCAGAACCGGAGGUGGCGCCCGAAUCUAACGGAGAGACCAACGCCUCCACGGACGCUACUCCCAGUGAUGCCCAGACGGCAGAGGCAGAUACAGGAGACUUCGUAGACCUCACAAAAUAUAUACAGUCAACGGAAGAUUCUCUUAAGGACCUGAUCCACAUAAUUGAUAAUGAUGAACAAGCCUCCGGGGGAUUUGGAGAUAUAAUGAAGGAUAUGCUUUACAUGCUCCUUCAAAUGUAA